Messenger RNA from Closterium sp. NIES-65, 1338 nucleotides. The record is from the annotation of a GenBank genome assembly. NCBI's taxonomy places the organism in Eukaryota, Viridiplantae, Streptophyta, Zygnematophyceae, Desmidiales, Closteriaceae.
AUGUUGCACAUGUGGGCCAGGCUGGAACAACAGCCUACAUGGCAGCAUGUGGCACACCAUAGGAGCCAACAAGGUGAGUAUGGGAUGGGUGGACAGAUGGCAAUGCCAACUGUGACCACACUUCACUGUGGGGACCUCUCCCACAACUACCUCACAGGAUCUGCAGUCACACCACUUGCUGCACGCAGCCUGGAUCUCUCCAGCAACUUCCUCUCGGGCCAGCUGCCUGUUGAAGCAUGCCAGCCUCUCUCUUUUGAUGCCAACUGCUUCACGCUGCCGCUUGGCUGUGCCUUGGUGCCGCAACGUCAGGAGGCAGCAUGCAACGCAUUUUGUGGCGUCUCCUCUGCUGCUGGUGCUGCUGGUGCUGCUGCUGCGUGUGGAGGGCAUGGGGUGUGCUAUCCAGAGGGGGCUAGCAUGGCACCCACAUGUCUGUGCGACGCGGGAUUUGUGCAAUUUGGAGAGAUCAACUGUGUGGCGCAAGGCCAGAAUAAAACUUUCUCAAGCAGCCAGCCGGUUCUCCCGCCAGCAUCUGUGCUCACCAAGGGAACGCAGCGAGAGACGGGGGGAAGCUUCACUGCAGCGCCUGUGACGCUGUUUGUGUACGAGGCAGGGCAGGCGCUGUCGCGGUGUGGGCUGCAGCUUGCCUUCCACGUCAACUUCACCUUCUCCCUCUCGCCGCGAUCUGGCCGUGUGGGCUUCAACGGCUUUGCCUUUGUCGUCUCGGCGACGAACCAGGUGGGGAGUGGAGCCGGUGUGGGCUAUGGCGGAAUGGACACGCGGAGCAUGGCGAUCGAGUUUGACUCUCUACAGAACAAGCAGCACGGCGACAUGAGCAGCCAACAUGUGGGGCUGAACAUUCGAGGCGAGGACAAGUCGGUAGCCGCUGUGAGGUCACCAUUCCCACUGAGCAACCGGAAGGCGUACACGGCGUGGGUGGACUAUGAGCCAGGGGACCCCGGCACCAUUCAAGUCUUCUUGGCUGAGUCGCAGGAGAAGCCGCAGCAGGCAGUGCUGGAGAGGAGGCUGGCGCUGUGUGAGGUACUGCAGGGUGCAGCCGAGCAGCACGCUUUCUUCUUUGGAUUUGUGGCGUCCACCACUGUGAAGCCGUUUCAGCGGCACGUCAUUCUUGAAUCCUCAGUGGACACAGCCUAUGGCCUGCGGCUAUCAACGGACACGUACCUGCCAGAGUGGGCCAGCCCCUUCCCGCGCUACGUGAGUGCGGACUACCGAGUGGCGCCCAGCAAGCAGGACUCGUGGGUCGUCAGCGACUUCCACUCUUGGGACUCUGUGCCCUUCCUUGGCUGGCCUGUCAAGGACCAGAAAGACUGCAGUGAGUGA